AUGCUGCUCUCCUGCUUCCCAGAGCUCUACUUUAACGUGGACAGCGGCUACCUGGAGGGCCUGGUGCGCGGCUUCAAGGCCGGGGUGCUCAGUCAGGCCGACUACGUCAACCUGGUCCAGUGCGAGAGCCUGGAAGAUUUGAAGCUUCAUCUCCAGAGUACAGACUAUGGGAACUUCCUGGCAAAUGAGGCCUCUCCUCUCACCGUCUCUGUCAUUGAUGACAAACUGAAGGAGAAGAUGGUUGUGGAGUUCCGCCACAUGCGGAAUCACGCUUACGAGCCUUUGGCCAGCUUCCUGGAUUUCAUCACCUACAGCUACAUGAUUGAUAAUGUCAUUCUGCUGAUUACUGGGACGCUCCAUCAACGCUCCAUCGCAGAACUGGUACCCAAAUGCCAUCCCUUGGGCAGCUUUGAGCAGAUGGAGGCUGUGAAUAUUGCCCAGACACCAGCUGAGCUAUACAAUGCCAUCCUGGUGGACACGCCUCUUGCUGCCUUUUUCCAGGAUUGCAUAUCUGAGCAGGAUCUGGAUGAGAUGAACAUAGAAAUUAUACGAAAUACUUUGUAUAAGGCUUACCUGGAGUCCUUCUACAAGUUCUGCAAGAGCCUGGGAGGCACAACAGCAGACGCCAUGUGCCCGAUUUUGGAGUUCGAAGCGGAUCGCAGAGCCUUCAUCAUCACCAUCAAUUCCUUUGGCACCGAGUUGUCCAAGGAGGACCGCGCCAAGCUCUUCCCCCACUGCGGCAAACUCCACCCCGAGGGCCUGGCUCAGCUCGCCAGGGCAGAUGACUACGAGCAAGUCAAAACCGUGGCCAAUUACUACCCGGAAUAUAAAUUGCUCUUUGAAGGAGCAGGUAGCAACCCUGGUGACAAAACCCUCGAGGACCGGUUCUUUGAGCACGAGGUGAAGCUGAACAAGCUGGCCUUCCUGAACCAGUUCCAUUUUGGUGUGUUUUAUGCUUUUGUGAAACUGAAGGAGCAAGAAUGCCGCAACAUCGUGUGGAUCGCGGAGUGCAUUGCCCAGCGCCACCGAGCAAAGAUUGAUAACUACAUUCCCAUCUUCUGAGUGUUUCCCUUUGUCUGGCAAAGCCUGUAGAUGUCCCGGAGGGCUUCUUCAGCCCCCGCCUGGGGAAGCUGAGGCAGGAGGGUCUCUGCACGCAUCCCCUUUCCUGUUGGACUCCUUGUGUUUGCCAGAAUCGGACAGGCUAAAUUGUGCUGUGUCUGUACCAACUCAUUGUGCUGUUGAGAAGGCGUCUUGCUGGGCGCAUCCUGGGCCAUCCUGGUGCCCCCAUAUGGGACGCACUCUUGGCAUCUGCUUCCUGUUGCCACCAUCUUGCUCGAAGACAGGUGCUUUUCAGACUAGGCCAGCGUAGCUCUUCUGAGGCACCCUGGAAGCAGCUGCUUAGCCAGCGAUCCUCUGCCGGGAGUGAUACUAGAAUGGCA
Molecule: messenger RNA, 1439 nt
Organism: Protobothrops mucrosquamatus (brown spotted pit viper)
Lineage: Eukaryota; Metazoa; Chordata; Lepidosauria; Squamata; Viperidae
Gene: ATP6V0D1
Product: ATPase H+ transporting V0 subunit d1
Exons: 8
Coding region: 1-1062 (353 amino acids)
Biological process (GO): vacuolar transport; vacuolar acidification; proton transmembrane transport
Cellular component (GO): early endosome; vacuolar proton-transporting V-type ATPase complex; plasma membrane proton-transporting V-type ATPase complex
Molecular function (GO): proton-transporting ATPase activity, rotational mechanism
Source: RefSeq, a predicted model, not a curated record